Geodia barretti is the source of this 3502-nucleotide messenger RNA. NCBI's taxonomy places the organism in Eukaryota, Metazoa, Porifera, Demospongiae, Tetractinellida, Geodiidae. The record is from the annotation of a GenBank genome assembly.
CGAGGGUUGUCUAGACUCCCCCGAAAACCGACCAAGCAUUUGUGAGGUGCUGCAUCAGUUAGAGGAAGCUAGAGCUGAACUGAGUGAUGAGCACACCGACACAAACAAACUGGAGCUGUUGCAAGUUCCUCAGACCCAGCCCAGCAACCAGGAGAAUGUUGAGCUUGAGGGACAGCUGAGGAGAAAGGAAGCAGAGUUAGAGAGGCAACUGAGACAGAAGGAAGAGCAGGUAUCGAAAACUCAGCAGCAACUAAAGUCCAGUGAGACAGCCAGAACACAGCUACAAUCCAGGAACCAGUGUGUGAACUCUACACACUCACCCAAGCAUUCUUCAUGAUGAUAACGGUGACAGCCACAGACAGAGCUCACAUGAGGCAGUGUCUCGCUUCCUAGGAGGUGUCUGAGCUCCAACAACAACUAGAAUCUUGUGUGAGAGAGAAAGAGACAGUCAUAGACGAGCUAAGAAGGAAGGAAAGAGAGUUGUCCGAGACUCACCAGCAACUUAGACAGAAGGAGGAACAGCUGCGAUCAAGUGAGGCUCUAGUGGCUGAGUUUCAGAAGGUCCUCCAGCAAAGAGACACAAAUACUCAGAAGACAAAGGGGACUGGGGCCCAGGACAAGGAACUACAAGUCAGUGGAAAAGAGAAGCAGACCACGAUCAGAGACGAGCUAACACAACAACAAAGUGAAGCUCCCGCAAUAGACAAGAGGCUAAAACCAGAAAAUUUCCAUGACAUUCUGGAAGAGAUACUAGAAGUGAAAAACAAGGCGUUCUUGUUUGGGGUCAAAUUGAAACUGCCAGUUGAGGAGGUGGAGGUGAUUCAUUCCCAAUACCUGGAUCCACUUGAGCGUCUGUCACACAUCCUUCUUUCCUUCCUCAAAAAAAUGGAGCCAAGACCAACAUGGAGGGUCAUUUUAGAUGCUCUCACAUCUCCUUUAAUCAACCGACAAGCACUAGCUAGGAAAGUGGAGGCAGCUCAUUUCCCUGACCCUACUUCAACACGUGACGUGGUACCUGAGACUACUACUGACACAGAGUCCACAGCCAACACCACUGCUGCUGGUGAUGACGUCCCAUCCUCUCAACUGAGCCCUGUCACUGACAUCAUUGAGGUGACGGAAAUCGAAAUCGAUGGGUUAGUUGGAGUAGUAGCAGCAGACAUUGUAGGAUUCCGCCAGAGGUUCAACUCCAUGAAGAAGUUAACACUCCAAGGCCUGGCGCAGUGUGGUGUUGCAGUUAUGACGGUGGUGUACAUUCUUACCAACAUUCAAACAGUAGAGCACAGAUUGUUUAUGAAGAAGAAUCUCAAGGAUCUUCGUCAGUGUAAAGACCCUCUGGAAUUGUUCGGACAUCUAAAUUUCUACUGGAACUACCUUGCAUACGACCUGCUGGACCACAUGAUCACGGAAUUGGCCAAGAAACAUACGUUUUUCCAGAGCGUUGCUGGUGAGAUGGCUGUCUACAAGAAAGAUCUGCAGGUGUUCAGGAAAUUCACACCAUUGGUGUUGUUCUGUGAGGCUGAUCCUCGCAUACUGGAUGAAGAUCCACCACCUGGCUUCAGGAGGAAGGUGAUAGAGUUUGACUGGCCUGAGACAGUGACGCUGGAAGAUGUGGAGAACUUCAGGAGACGAUAUGCCAGCAGCUACAACCUUCAGACAACUGCUAUGAUGUUGAACAGCAUCGGUAUAGGAGAGUUGACUGGUGAAUCCUCAGUAUUGGAGAUUUUGAGGAAGAAAAGAGCUCUGAAGGCCCUCAAGGAGUCAAGUCAGGUAGCUCCUACAACUAUCCACAGUCACAGUUCGGCAACUACUGAUUCAGCUCAUAUGAAAAGAGAACCAGUGCAAAUGUAUACAGUUGACGAAGAUGAUUUCUUUGCCGAGAAGCCAUCUGCUGACUACUACUGUCCAGUGACAAAGGGUCUACUACUCCAGCCUCACCUCACUUCAUGUUGUGGUAAUCAUUUCUCUCGGGAAGUUGUUACCAGGAUACAGAGAGAGAAAGGGGCAUGUCCGCUGUGCAAGAAGCCGAGUUGGAGCGCAUUUUUGAACAGACACUUCCAGCGUCAAGUAAAAUCACUGCGUAUGUUCUGCCGUCAUGUGGACAGGGGGUGUGAGUGGCAGGGAGAGCUGGCUGCCUUUCACCGUCACUUGAAGUCUUGUCCCAUGAAAGAUGAUCCACUUAUUAAUGGAGCAAGGGCUAUGACAAGCCAUCAAGAAGCUAAAAGGGGAGUUAUAGGAGAAAAGAAAGUGAAAGUGACAAAUCAGGAACAGCUGAUAGACUGGGAGGACCAUGGCCUUAGACUUCACAUACCGCACAACUCAUUACCAGAUGGUUGCAAUCAGUUGGAACUCAAAAUAGUCGCAUCGAGAACAAGCCACUACAAGCUACCAACUGACGAUGGUAUUCUAGUCAGUACAGUCUAUUCUUUUAGCCAUGAUCUUGGAGACAGAAAGUUGUGUCAGCCAGCCACCCUUGAAAUACAGCACUGUGUUGCCAGCACUUCUUACACUCCACUUUGCAUUGUCCAGUCUGAUGAGAUCGUUCCGCCCUACCAGUUCCAAACUCUGUCAGGGGGGAAGUUUGUCCACGGUGGUCGCUAUGGCUCCAUUGAACUAGACCAUUUCUGCAGCUUCGGUGUCUACUUGCAGUGGUAUGUUGCAUCCCUGAUCUGGGCUCUGAAACCUUGUGCAGCUCUCUACUACACCAACAUUAAGCCUCGCAGCUUCCAUUUCCACCUUUACAUUGCCCCACACUUGAAUGCUGUUUUAAAGGAGAUUGAUAAGGAUGUCAAGGAAAAGAAUAAGGAUUGUGAAUGGGGUGCAGUUUCACUGUUUGAAUUUCUAGAGGAAGAACAAGAGUCCACCAUUGAACUUGACUUACGAAAGCAACCACAGUCGGGAUGGAAAUUGAAACAUCUCAGUCGUAAUAAGAUAAAAGCAGGUGAUGUAGUCAACAUGCGAUCAUACCUGAUUCCUUUCCAAGUCCGAGUGAGUUGGGCUGGAGGAGAGAGAAAGCCAGUGAGUCAACUGGAGUAUGACACUGUUCUUACUGGAGCUGCAGACCAUCAUCUUACUGUUGUUUCUCCGGACUACUGUGUGACUUCCGAGUCCAGCACCUUCAGCACCACUCCCAAUGAUUUCGUGUUUUUCCCGGAGCCAAAGCUCCCUGAUCUGGUGGAAAUAGUUGGUGUGGUUGCUCAAUCUAAGUGGAGGGAAAUUGGUCUUGGACUGGGGCUGGAAAAUUUACUGGACAGCAUACAGGAAUCAAACAAGUACGGUGUUAACCCGGUGCAGAGCUGCAUGACAAAGGUUUUUGACACUUGGUGCACGGGUGAGACAUGUGAGUACUCCUGGAAGAAGCUGGCUGAAGUUCUGUGUUCCCAGAGUGUGAACAUGUCGGGAAUUCUUCCAGAUAUCCGGGCUAAACUAAUUGCUAAAUGCAAGUAUGUAUAAUAUUGCCUGCUUAUUGAAACUUCAAAAGUUGGGUUGUUAUCGUACACGC